Messenger RNA from Adineta ricciae, 1326 nucleotides. Lineage: Eukaryota; Metazoa; Rotifera; Eurotatoria; Adinetida; Adinetidae. The record is from the annotation of a GenBank genome assembly.
AUGGCUUCAAACUAUACUAACCAACAGAAGACGUCAUCUUCGAAUAACAAUCGAUCAGGUUUUCUUGGUAAAACUGGCACUGAUGAAGCACCAUUGGACCGAACAUUUUAUAAUAUGCUAAACGUUUCAUCAACAGCAAAUGGAACAGAAAUCAAACGAGCUUAUUAUACACUUUCAUUACAAUAUCAUCCUGAUCGAACGCAAAAUCUUGAUGAAUUUACGCGACGUGAAUACGCCGAACGGUUUAAACUUAUUUCGCAAGCAUAUUCUAUUUUAAGCGAUCCAGAAAAACGAACGCUCUAUAACAGGUAUGGUAAAGAUGAGUAUUUGAUGAAUAAUGAUACAAUGAAUAUGUCGUUCGAAGAUUUCGAUACUGAGGAAUUCUUUCAAACAAUGUUCGGUGGUGAACAAUUUCAUGAUAUUAUUGGCGAUUUCCAAUUAGCCAAAACAUUCAAACAUACGAUCAGCCAACUACUGAAAGAUGAAGAUCAAACACCUGAACAAAGAGACGAACAGAAACGGCAACAUUUGUUAUUUACUGAAGAAUGUUUCAAAGAUCGAGAGGAACGCGUGAAACACUUAUCGAACAAUCUAAUAUUAAAAUUAUCUGUCUUCACUGAUAACGAUCACUCUACGAAUAAAGAAGAUGCAUCCCGUCAAGCAUUGGAACAUUUUCUGGAAGUCAAUCGUGCGGAUAUGCUAAAUUUAUUACAAGCACCACAUGGUGAACAAUUAUUGCACUGCAUUGGCUACGUUUAUUCGUUCAAAGCACGAUUUUGGUUAAGUAAAAUGAACUCGCAAGAAGGUCAUAUCGUUAAACGUUUCUUGGGUUACGGUAGACAUGCUCAUUCUGCAUGGAAAGAUCGUGUUCAUACAGUAAGAGAAGCAGUUAAAACUGUGAAGUGCGUUGUUCAAUUAGGACAAUCAAUGUCGAAGUUAGAACAAAUUGAACAUGAAGAAUUAGCUAUUUCAGAGAAUGCAGAUGAUUCUCAAUAUCCAUUCCGACAUCAUUCAGGUCAUUUAGAAUAUAGCGGAUAUACACCAUCUGUGUCAGUGCAAGAGAAGCCCGAACGAAGAUCAUCGACACGAUCAGUUGUACCAUUGAGUGAUGAAGCCAAACGUCAACUCGAAGCAAAUGUAGCUGCUAAAUCCAUGGAAACUCUUUGGCAUGUGGUUAAACUCGAAAUUGAGAGUACCGAACGCGAUGUAUGUGAUCGCGUUUUGAAUGAUUUAUCGUGUUCGCGUGAUAUUCGUCGGUCUCGCUGUAUUGCUCUUUCCAAAUUAGGGCAAUUGUGGCAACAAGCUUCUCUUACAGAUUUAUCAUAA